Mus pahari (shrew mouse) is the source of this 7806-nucleotide messenger RNA. RefSeq names its product phosphatidylinositol-4-phosphate 3-kinase catalytic subunit type 2 alpha (gene Pik3c2a). Gene Ontology annotation, biological process: cell migration; phosphatidylinositol-mediated signaling; phosphatidylinositol 3-kinase/protein kinase B signal transduction. Gene Ontology annotation, cellular component: plasma membrane; cytoplasm; phosphatidylinositol 3-kinase complex. The transcript has 32 exons. NCBI's taxonomy places the organism in Eukaryota, Metazoa, Chordata, Mammalia, Rodentia, Muridae. The record is from RefSeq and is a predicted model, not a curated record. Gene Ontology annotation, molecular function: 1-phosphatidylinositol-3-kinase activity; phosphatidylinositol binding; 1-phosphatidylinositol-4-phosphate 3-kinase activity. Bases 31 to 5022 code for a protein of 1663 amino acids.
AAUUUAAAAGUGUAUCAUGUAAAUUAAGCAAUGCUUGGAUAUAUCUACACUUGCUGCCUGCUGUCCUGGUAUUUUGGAAGCUACAAGAAAAAAAGAUUAAGCAGUUUGGUCUCUUUUGUGGACAUGGCUCAGAUUUCCAACAACAGUGAAUUUAAACAAUGUUCAUCUUCACAUCCAGAACCAAUAAGAACCAAAGAUGUGAACAAAGCAGAAGCAUUACAGAUGGAAGCAGAAGCUUUAGCAAAACUGCAGAAGGAUAGACAAAUGACUGACAGUCCAAGAGGCUUUGAACUGUCUAGCAGCACCAGACAAAGAACACAAGGUUUUAACAAACAGGAUUAUGAUCUCAUGGUGUUUCCUGAGUUGGAUUCCCAAAAAAGAGCAGUAGAUAUUGAUGUAGAAAAGCUCACCCAAGCUGAACUUGAGAAGAUAUUGCUGGACGACAAUUUUGAAACUAGAAAAACCCCUGCGUUGCCAGUUACUCCUGUUCUGAGCCCUUCAUUUUCAACACAGCUGUAUCUUAGACCUAGUGUUCAAAGAGGCCAGUGGCCCCCUGGAUUAUGCGGGCCUUCCGCAUACACUUUACCUUCUAUUUAUCCUUCAGCAUACAGUAAACAGGCCACAUUCCAGAAUGGCUUCAGUCCAAGGAUGCCCACUUUUCCAUCAACAGAGUCUAUAUAUUUAAGACUUCCUGGACAGUCUCCAUAUUUUUCAUAUCCUUUGACACCUGCCACACCAUUUCAUCCACAAGGAUUACCAGUCUACCGGCCACUAGUCAGUCCUGACAUGGCAAAACUAUUUGACAAAAUAGCAAGUACCUCAGAAUUUUUAAAAAAUGGGAAAGCAAGGACUGAUUUGGAGAUAGCAAACUCGAAAGCUUCAGUCUGCAAUCUACAGAUAUCUCCAAAGUCUGAAGACAUCAAUAAGUUUGAUUGGUUAGAUUUGGAUCCUCUGAGUAAGCCUAAGGUAGACUAUGUGGAGGUGUUAGAACAUGAAGAGGAGAAGAAGAAUCCAGUUUUGCUAGCAGAGGAUCCUUGGGAUGCUGUUCUUCUUGAAGAGAGAUCUCCAAGUUGUCACCUAGAAAGAAAGGUGAAUGGAAAAUCCCUUUCUGGGGCAACUGUAACAAGAAGCCAGUCUUUAAUCAUUCGGACAGCUCAACUUAAAACCCAGGGCCAAGUAUCUCAGAAAGACCCAAAUGGGACCAGUAGUUUGCCAACUGGAAGUUCUCUUCUACAAGAAUUUGAAGUACAGAAUGACGAGGUGGCAGCUUUUUGUCAAUCCAUUAUGAAAUUGAAGACCAAAUUUCCAUAUACUGAUCAUUGCACAAAUCCAGGCUAUUUAUUAAGUCCAGUAACGGUGCAAAGAAACAUGUGUGGAGAAAAUGCCAGUGUGAAGGUCUCCAUUGAAAUUGAAGGGUUUCAACUACCAGUUACUUUUACAUGUGAUGUGAGUUCUACUGUAGAAAUAAUUAUAAUGCAAGCCCUUUGCUGGGUACAUGAUGACUUGAAUCAAGUGGAUGUUGGCAGCUACAUUCUGAAAGUUUGUGGUCAAGAGGAGGUUCUACAGAAUAAUCAUUGCCUUGGAAGUCACGAACAUAUUCAAAAUUGUCGAAAAUGGGACACAGAGAUUAAAUUACAGCUCUUGACCUUCAGUGCAAUGUGCCAGAAUCUGGCUCGAACAGCAGAAGAUGAUGAAGCACCUGUGGAUUUAAACAAAUACUUGUAUCAAAUAGAAAAACCUUAUAAAGAAGUCAUGACAAGACACCCUGUUGAAGAACUCUUAGAUUUCUAUCACUACCAAGUAGAACUGGCUCUUCAAACUGAAAACCAGCACCGAGCUGUUGAUCAAGUGAUUAAAGCAGUAAGAAAAAUUUGUAGUGCUUUAGAUGGGGUGGAGACCCCCUCCGUUACAGAAGCAGUGAAGAAGCUAAAGCGAGCAGUUAACCUUCCAAGGAAUAAAAGUGCUGAUGUGACUUCAUUAUCUGGAGGUGACAAUAGGAAGAACUCAACUAAGGGGUCACUGAAUCCUGAAAGUCCUGUUCAAGUAAGCAUGGAUCACCUAACGGCAGCAAUUUAUGAUCUUCUCAGGCUCCAUGCAAAUUCUAGUAGGAGUUCUACAGGCUGUUCCCAAGGUAGCAGGAACGUCAAGGAAGCAUGGACUGCAACAGAGCAGCUCCAGUUCACUGUCUAUGCUGCACACGGAAUUUCCAGUAACUGGGUAUCAAAUUAUGAAAAAUACUACUUGAUAUGUUCCCUGUCUCACAAUGGGAAGGAUCUUUUUAAACCUAUUCAGUCAAAGAAGGUUGGCACAUACAAGAAUUUCUUCUAUCUUAUUAAAUGGGAUGAACUAAUCAUUUUUCCUAUCCAGAUAUCGCAAUUGCCAUUAGAAUCAGUUCUUCAUCUUACUCUGUUUGGAGUUUUAAAUCAGAGCAGUGGAAGUUCCCCUGAUUCUAAUAAACAGAGAAAGGGGCCAGACGCUCUGGGCAAAGUUUCUUUAACUCUAUUUGAUUUUAAACGGUUUUUAAUGUGUGGAACUAAACUUCUCUACCUUUGGACUUCAUCACAUACAAAUUCUAUUCCUGGCGCAAUCCCAAAAAAAAGCUAUGUCAUGGAAAGAAUUGUGCUACAGGUUGAUUUUCCUUCUCCUGCAUUUGACAUUAUUUAUACAUCUCCUCAAAUUGAUAGAAACAUACAGCAAUACAAGUUGGAAACACUGGAGAGUGAUAUAAAGGGGAAACUUCUGGAUAUUAUUCACAGAGAUUCAUCAUUUGGACUUUCUAAAGAAGAUAAGGUCUUUUUGUGGGAAAACCGCUAUUAUUGCCUUAACCAUCCAAAUUGUCUUCCGAAGAUAUUAGCAAGUGCUCCAAACUGGAAGUGGGCUAAUCUUGCCAAAACUUACUCAUUGCUGCAUCAGUGGCCGCCAUUGUGCCCACUAGCUGCAUUGGAGCUCCUUGAUGCAAAAUUUGCUGAUCAGGAGGUGCGAUCACUUGCUGUGAGCUGGAUGGAGGCCAUUAGUGAUGAUGAGCUAGCAGAUCUUCUCCCACAGUUUGUACAGGCUUUGAAAUAUGAAAUUUAUUUGAAUAGUUCACUAGUGCGCUUCCUUCUGUCCAGGGCAUUGGGAAACAUCCAGAUAGCACACAGUUUGUAUUGGCUUCUCAAGGAUGCUUUGCAUGAUACACACUUUGGAAGCAGAUAUGAACAUGUGUUGGGUGCUCUCCUCUCUGUAGGAGGAAAAGGACUCAGAGAAGAGCUUUCUAAGCAGAUGAAACUUGUACAGCUUUUAGGAGGAGUGGCAGAAAAAGUAAGGCAGGCUAGUGGAUCAACGAGACAGGUCGUCCUCCAAAAGAGUAUGGAACGGGUACAAUCCUUUUUUCUGGGAAAUAAAUGCCGUCUUCCUCUCAAACCAAGUCUAGUGGCAAAAGAACUAAAUAUUAAGUCAUGUUCAUUCUUCAGUUCUAAUGCUAUGCCUCUGAAAGUCACAAUGGUGAAUGCUGAUCCUUUGGGAGAAGAAAUUAAUGUCAUGUUUAAGGUUGGUGAAGAUCUUCGGCAAGAUAUGUUAGCUUUACAGAUGAUAAAGAUUAUGGAUAAAAUCUGGCUUAAAGAGGGACUGGAUCUGAGGAUGGUAAUAUUCAAAUGCCUGUCAACUGGCCGAGAUCGAGGCAUGGUGGAGCUAGUUCCUGCGUCAGAUACCCUCAGGAAAAUCCAAGUGGAAUAUGGUGUAACAGGAUCCUUUAAAGAUAAACCACUUGCUGAGUGGCUGAGGAAAUACAAUCCUUCUGAAGAAGAAUAUGAAAAGGUGAUCAUUUUCAACAGGGACCGAGCUCCUUUCGUGCUUACAUCUGACAUGGCAUAUGUCAUUAAUGGAGGUGAAAAGCCUACCAUUCGUUUCCAGUUGUUUGUGGACCUCUGCUGUCAAGCCUACAACUUGAUAAGAAAGCAAACAAACCUCUUUCUAAACCUUCUCUCACUGAUGAUUCCUUCAGGAUUGCCAGAACUUACAAGUAUUCAGGAUUUGAAAUAUGUUAGAGAUGCACUUCAGCCACAAACUACAGAUGCUGAAGCUACUAUUUUCUUUACUAGGCUGAUUGAGUCAAGUUUGGGAAGCAUUGCCACAAAGUUUAAUUUCUUCAUUCAUAACCUUGCUCAGCUACGUUUUUCUGGCCUUCCUUCUAAUGAUGAGCCCAUCCUUUCAUUCGCACCAAAAACAUACUCCUUUAGACAAGACGGCCGGAUCAAGGAAGUCUCUGUUUUCACAUACCAUAAGAAAUACAACCCAGAUAAACACUAUAUUUAUGUGGUUCGAAUUCUGAGAGAAGGACACCUUGAACCAUCAUUUGUAUUCCGGACAUUUGAUGAAUUUCAGGAACUUCACAAUAAGCUCAGUAUUAUUUUUCCUCUUUGGAAAUUACCUGGCUUUCCUAAUAGGAUGGUUCUUGGAAGAACACACAUAAAAGAUGUAGCAGCCAAGAGGAAAAUUGAAUUAAACAGUUAUUUACAGAGUUUGAUGAAUGCAUCAACAGAUGUAGCAGAGUGUGAUCUUGUUUGUACUUUUUUCCACCCUUUACUUCGUGAUGAGAAAGCUGAAGGAAUAGCUAGGUCUGCAGGUGCAGUUCCCUUCAGCCCAACUCCAGGCCAAAUAGGAGGAGCAGUGAAGUUAUCUGUUUCUUACCGAAAUGGCACCCUCUUCAUCAUGGUGAUGCACAUCAAAGAUCUCGUGACUGAAGAUGGAGCUGACCCAAAUCCAUAUGUCAAAACAUACCUGCUUCCAGAUACCCACAAAACGUCAAAACGUAAAACCAAAAUUUCACGUAAAACUAGGAACCCAACAUUCAAUGAAAUGCUUGUAUAUAGUGGAUACAGCAAAGAAACUCUGAGACAGAGAGAACUUCAGCUGAGUGUACUCAGUUCAGAAUCUCUGCGGGAGAAUUUCUUCUUGGGUGGAAUAACCCUGCCACUGAAAGAUUUCAACUUGAGCAAAGAGACAGUUAAGUGGUAUCAGCUGACUGCGGCAACAUACCUAUAAACUUCCAACUUCUGAGCUUUGGAAGCAAGGAGUUAUAAAUGUAUGCACAUGUGAACUUUGUAUAAUUUCAUACUUUGGCAGAAAUUAUAAACUUAACAUGUUGGACCAACUGUCAGUCAUAUGACUAACUUUUAUAGAUUUUGGGAAGCCAUUGCUGUUUCAAAGUUAUUUUGUUGAAUGCUACCAAUCCCAAACUUAAUAUAUACUAAGUCCUGAAAAAGACUUUGACAUAAUACUGUGUCAUUUUGGUCACCUUGUCUGUACUCUUCCUACACAGACACAGCAAAUUGUUUUCUGUUAUGCACCUCACAGCCUUUACCACUGUGUAUGUUCACAGACACCAAAGGAAAGAUGCAGCUGCUACUCAACAGGCUGAAAAGCAAAGCACAAAUAGUAGUCAGAAUGCUAAGAACCACUAAGUAGAUUAUAGAAGUAGAAAAAAAUACUAUUUUUAUUCAUUGUUAAAACCUUUUCAGAGUAAGUGCCAAUCACUGAAGUUGUAAAUAAUAGUGCCUUAACUAUAUGCUUCACUGGCACUUCAUUUCUGAUUAAAGAGCAAGUAGUUUUCAUUCAUUUUCACCUUACUGAGGACAGAAUGUCAUGUACAUUUACUAAUGGUUUCUCCACAAAAAUACUAUUUCCUCUAUUCUGGUUGUUAUUUUCACAUUAAGCUAUUUAACUUAAUGUUUAUUGCCCAGUAAUUGAAUGAGAUUCAUUGAUAUUCUAAAUUGGUAUUCUAAAUUCUGUCAUUCCAUUAUAAUUUGUAAGGGUGUGAACUGAAAUUGGAGUUUCACUUCCAUGUAUUUAUACUUUAUUCCCUCAUUAAACAAAUGAAAAUUGUUCAGCUUUAUGCCAAUUUUUGUUUGGUAAGGUGCCCAGGCAGGAUAAGGAGUUAGGGUCCUGACUAAAUUUUAAUUUAGACAUUUAUGGAAGGUGUUGUGGUAAACUGUCCUGUAUUUGUAAACAUUGUACAUUCACAUGAAAGAAUUAUUUUCUAUAAUACAAUGAAAUCAAAAUUUCAAGAGAGAAGUGUGAAGUUACUGUGGAGUAGCCAUUAAGAAUAAGAUUCAUUUUUAAAGCCGGGUAUGGUGGUACACGCCUUUAAUCCCAGCACUUGGGAGGCAGAGGCAGGCGGAUUUCUGAGUUUGAGGCCAGCCUGGUCUACAAAGUGAGCUCCAGGACACCCAGGGCUAUACAGAGAAACCCUGACUCAAAAAAAAAAAAGGUUCAUUUUUAUUUCCCAUUUCAGACAUAAUUUUGUUUAGUUUUGAUAAACAUGUAUAUAUAAUAAAUUUCUUGGUUAGAAGUUCAAAUAUUUUUAGAAAGGUAAUAGAGAUGUAGCAGAUUUGGUAGUUAAGAGAAAACUGACAAACUACUUAAUUAAGGGUACCAAGAAAGGACAAUCUGAUUCAGUUCGCCAGAAUAAAAUUUUUAUGAAGUGUACAAAGUGAUUGACAGAAAUGAUGAUGCUUACAGAGUUAAAUUAAGAGUUAAGAGUGUUAUCAUUGGAAUACAUUUUUAAAAAAUCAAAACUUGAAAUAUUUGGUGCCUAACACUAUGGUCCAUUUGUAGGGAAACAUGUAUGAGUAUGUGAAUUUUUUAUAUUAAACUGUGUUGUCUACUUGAUAAUUGAAAUGAAGAUCUAAGCACCGUUGUUUGCUUUUUCCACAAUUAAUAUUUCCUUAAAUAGUUCUGCAGAUGUGAGUAGCACUAGAAUAUUUUUUUUUCUUUUGAGAGAAACCUAAUUCCAUUCCAUGAGUCACCUAGCUACUUUAAAAAAUGCUGUUUGUAAAAGGUGGUCACUGACUGGACUCAUGGACCUUUUUGUGAUCUGUUACCGUGUAUCUUAGCAGAAACAGAAUUAAAUUGUAAUGUCACUUCAGUGACAAGAAAUCUGAUUAAUAUCUAAAAGUAUAUAUUAUAAUUAAUACUGUAUAGUUAACAAGAAUUCAAAAGGUGAUAUUGUCUCUUAAUUUAACUCAAUUUGUGCCUUCUUUGGUCAUUAGAAUACAUAUAUUUUAAUAUAAGUUAUUUCUUUGUAAAUGCUAAUUUUCAGCCCAUACCAAAAAUAGAGUGAUAGGGAGGAGAGAGUAGCCUCUGUGCACUACAACUGCAGUCAAUUAUAGUCAGCUGGCUUUCUAAAGCAUCGUAACAGUUACCUUAAAGUAAAUCUGAAAAGAAAACGCUAAACAAACAGGCCAAGACACUAAUUUUUAUAUAUAUCAUAUUUAUAACUACCUUCAAGUAAAAAAUAAUUCUGCUACAUACAAGUCCUGUGCCAGAAUUCUUUGUUCUUGCCAGUGCUCUAGGAUCUGAAGAUGAUAGCUCAUCCCAAGAACCUGUUUUCUCUGAGGAAUCCAAUGAGAAUUGGCACCAAUGCUUUUUAUUACUGUGUUUAUGUGAAUGAGUUGUUAAAGCAUGUGUAUCUUUUUUAAGUACUUUUUUUUUCAAAUUAAAGUUGUAUAUAAAGUUCAGAAUCUUGCCUUAAAUUGUUUAAUUCUUUCUAAGACUCAUGAAUUGUAACAUUUAAAAAAAUUCACUUUUGAUAACUCAGAUUUUAAAAAAACACUGAAGACCUGCUAUUAUGAUAUAUUACUUACAUGCUGUUCACUAGCAAUGCAAAUAUGGAUGUGAUUACUAGUGUCACCUGUAAGAACAAAAUGCUUUAAUUAUAUCAGCAUAGUGAGUUAAGAUGUAUAAUAUUUUUAUUACUACUUGGAAUAUAUUCAUUGUAUUGAAUGUGACUUCAUAACUAUACUACAAUUAUAUUAAAAUAUUUCUGAA